AAUUAUACAUAUUCAGCCAGUGCUUUGACUAUUUAAUAUUUUUCCUGUAACGAGAGGUCACCUCCUCCUAAUAUAUGUUCGAUGAUAAAGGGUAUUUUUAGUGCGAUAAAUACUUGUUUGAAGUUUACUCUGGCACUGAUGUCGGAAACGGUGAAGGAGGUAGUGUUUUGAUUGUCUCAGGCACCUGCCACUGGAUGCAGAGUUCGUUGGUGUCUGAGUAGCAUGUACCUGAACAUGGCUGGUGGCAGUGUGAUUCAUGAGGUGCGGCAAACCCUCGAUAAUCUGGGUUACCGUCAGCCUCUCCCUCCAGAUGCCCUGCCUCUUGUCCAGCAUCUCCUGGAUGACCUUUUAUGCUGCACAAAAGACCUCAAGGAGACUAAGGAAAAUCUUGCUUACACACAGAAGAAAUGUGAUGAUGUGUGCACGAGCCUGGUGCCUUACCAGGAGGAGAACGGCCAACUCCUGACGCAACUAAAUGCCUUGCACAUGGCCAACAUUACUCUCAGGGAACAGAAUGAGAAGCACAACAAAGAGCUUCAAAAUGCCUUACAAAAGCUAAAGGAGGAGAACCAAAGCCUGCGGUUUCUUGCUGGGGAAUACCAGCGGCAGAUAGAGGAGCUGGAGACAGAGUCCAGCAAGAAGAACGACCGAAUUCUUCAACUGCAGGAGAAGAACCUUCGAGCAGUGGUCACUACACCUGGUGGACGGAGGAAGCCGAUGUCAUUUCAGCGUCAACGUUUAGAAAUCACUUCUCAUCUUCCAGAGAACAACAUGUCUUCCAGUAUCAAGUGUUCAAAGUGUGGAUGUGCUGGUGGUGACCAGAGCCAAAGUAACAACAACAACAACAAUAAUAAUGCGUACUUGGCUGACCUGUUGAGGAUGACGGACCAGAAGCUACUGGACCUGCAGCAGGAAGUGGAGCGCAGCCAGCGUUAUGCAAAAGAAAACGAAAAUCAUUGUACAGUACUUAAAAAACAGAUUUCAAAUAGAGAGAGAGAAAUCAGUAGACUCCAGGGAUUAUUGGAAGGAGGGAGAACGGUAGCUGCUGUGAUAGAAGACAACCGGUUGCAGGCAGCACACGCACACCUCCACCAGCUACAGCUCCACAAUGACAUGCUCACUAAAACAAACAUCCAACUGGAGAGUAAACUUAAAAACAUUCUUGGCGACACUCACGAUGCAAUGAACCGAGCGGUAGAGCUUGCUGAUGUCAACACAGACCUCACCAAAGAACUCUGUGAUGUAGAAAAUACCAAUCGACUCUUGGAGGAGGAUGUCAUAAACACAGCGGAAACUCUGACACAAAGGCUGGAGCUCACCAGAACCAAACUUACGAGUUGCAAAGCUGAUUUAGCAGAACAACAUCGCUUGUAUCACCUAAUGCGAGAUGAACGUGAUCGGUUGUAUAAAGAACUGGUCCAUGUCCGUCAUGAUUAUUCUAAAUUAUCUCAUGACCAUACACGACUUGUAACAGAACGGGUACCAAUGAUGGAUGAAAACAAGCGAAUGGAAGAUCUUUUACGGAAAGGACAGGAGGAAAAGAAGUCUUUGGUGGAUAAAAUCAAUCGCUUAACAGUUUCAUUGCAGGAAACAGAAACUGAUAAACUUCGUCUCUCUGUGGAUGGAGAUGCCCUUCGUAAGACCAUUAGUGAGCUUAAGGGACAGAAAGAUGUUUUAAAUAUGACUAUAUGUGAACUGAAGUCACAAAAAGAUGCUCUGAACAAAACUAUCAGUGAGUUAAAGGACAAAAAAGACUCAGCCGAGCAAGGGAAAGCCUUCUACACGUCGGAGACGGAGAAGUUGUUGGGGAAGAACAAAGAUUUGGAGCAGGAACGAAACUACUACAAAGAGGAGAUGAUAAAGCUUCAGACUCAGAACACUAAUUUGGAGCAAGAAAGGGACUUCUACAGGGACCAGACUGGGGAGUUGUCACGAGAGAAGCAAGUGGUGGAACAGUCUCGGUCAUACAUUAGCGAUGAUUUGACAAAACUUCAAAGUCAGCACCGGCAAAUGCAGCAGGAAAGAAACUACUUCAGUGAGCAACUAAAUCUGACUCAAGCAGAAAAGAGGCAGGCAGAGAAGGAGCGUGAGUACUACAGUGAGCAGGUGAUACAACUGCUGGACAUCCUUAAGAGUAAGCCUUCUUCUACACCCUCCACACCCAUGCAGAUUGGCAGACCUCGUCCUAAGCCCAUUUCUCCAGAAAACGAGAUUGCACGUUUGACACACGAGCGAGAUGUUUUAAAACAAGAGCGAGAUUUCUACAAGAUGCAAUAUCAGUCUCUUAAAAGCCAACAGACAGGAGGAUCUGCAGGUUCCCCUGUCUCAGGUAGUGCAGGAGUGGGCCCUUCCAGCACAGGUGCUGGUGGCCCACCAUCCACGGCUCCCUUGCCUCCAGGACCAACUGUGGCUACUGCUAUGGCUACCAUGACAGGUGGUCCAGCUUCUGCAGGUUCCCCUGUUAUUCCUCCACCAAGGCCUCAGUCUGUACCUGUUGGUACUGUUGAUUUGGAAACUAUAAGAAGAGAGCGAGAUUUCUUCAAGCAACAGAUGGAAUAUUUCCGACAGCAACUAAAUUUGCAACUAGCUCGAGGGCCUGUUCCUGCUGCUGGAACUAUUGACAUCGAUCAUCCUCAACGUUCUCCUCUAACUAGGGCAUCAUCAGAAACUUCACCACAGCACAUUGCAGAUUCAACAGCACUGCAAAAUGAAAUGAGAGUGUACCAGCAGGAACGAGACUUUUUCAGGCAGCAGUAUGAGAAUCUUAAAGCCAGCAUUGCACAGCCUUUGCCUCAGGCAGAAGAUGUGGAUAUUAGUAACAUUGUACGUGAGAAAGAUAUGUUGCAGCAAGAACGUGACUUCUUCCGUAAUCAGUACAAUGAUAUCUCUCGCAGGAUAGCUACACUCACAGCAACAACUCCCUCAGUGUCACAGACUAUUAGGCAAGAAAUGGAAGCCCUCAUGGUUGAGAAGCGAGGAUUAAGCAUUACCAGGGCUGAUCUUGAAGCUCAGGUCAGGGUGCUGAAUGAAAAGUUAUUAGAAGCAGAGCGUGAAAAGACUGAAAUAGAUAGUCAUACUCGAGAGCUACACUCAGCUAUUGAAAAGUUACAAGAUGCAGCCACUCAGAAGUAUCCCCCAUCAACUCAGGCCUUCAUCAUGGAGAUUAGGAAGGCACGAGAUGUGGCCAUGGCAGACUUGGAUAAAGUGAAGAAGGACCGAGAUCAACUGAGAGAAAAACUGAGGGAAGCAACAUCCCACCAAAUUAGAGAGAAAGCAACUUUAGAAGAGGAAGCAUCUCACCUUCGCCGUCAAACAGAAGAAGGAGGGAGGACAGUGACAGAUCUGCAGCAACGUUUACACUCUCAAGCUGCUCUUAUUGCAUCUUUACAAGAUCAGGUGCAAAAUUUGCAAGAUGCGCUUCAGCAAGCUCAUGAUGAGUUAGGUCUACGGGGCAAGCAGUCUGAUGAAAUUAAAAAGCUUCUUGAGAGGAAGGUAGGGGAGAUGGGAAAUGCUGAACACCAGCUUGAGUUUCGUCUGAAUCAGUUGUCUGAAGCCCAAACUAGAGUGAAGGAGCUAGAGUUUGAGUUGUCACGAGUAAAUGAAGAGCUUGCAGAUGCGAGACUGGAGGGCACAACCAUGAGGACAAGUGUUAGCCGCUUAGAUCAUGAUAAGGAUCGACUCAGUAAUGAACUAGAUGCAAAAAUUGAACACCUGGCAAAUCUGAGAGAAGAAUUGCGUAAGAAAGAAGCAUUGAUAGCCAAACUCGAGGGCAACAUAACGAAGCUGGAAGGUAAACUUGAUGCUGCGUUGUCGACGGUGGCGGCAGAGGAACGGAAAGUAGCAGGGGAGGAGAGACGGAGCCAGCGGCUGGAGCAGGACCUGGCUGCCACCACCCUCGCCAGGGAUGUAGCCAACAAGGAGAUCAGACAACUGCAGAAGGAAUUGGCAAGCAUGACUCAGGACUGCAAGAACCUGCAAGAGGAUCUCGAAAAGUCUCGGGUGUCAAAGGAUAAUUUCAAGAAGAAGGCCCAAGAAUAUUGUCUCACUUUAGAGGAGUUGACCAGCAUUCUCUCUUCCAAGGAUUCAGAGCAGUCAAUGUUGAAGAAGCAGUAUCUGAACCUGAAUGAGGCAGUGUCAUCGCUCAAGUCUCUCAAUGCCUCCCUGGAGGAAAGCAUUACAUCACGAGAGCAGGAGAUGACCAAGAUGGAAGCUAUGAUGGCCAAGUUUAAAGAGGAGAGAGAGCAGCUUAUUAGUCAGAUGAUGGAGGCAAGUCAGAAGUGUGAUGAACUGGAAGACUCAUGCAGAAAGUUGGAGGAAGACAAGUACAAUGUAGAAAAGGAACUUCUCACAACCCGUGACCUAGCACAGAAGCUGGAAAUGAAGAGAAGUCAAGCAGAGGGAGAGGUAGCCAGGCUCAAUACCUCCCUGGAAAAAGUAUUAGAACAGAAACGAUCCCUAGAGCAGAGGUUAGAUGCACUUACCAGUCAACUCAACAACGAACGCUCAACUGUUAGGUCCAUGGAAGAGGUGCUUAAUGAGAAACGAAGAGCAGAGUGGUCAUCUGAGGCCAACAACAAGCAGUUGGAGGUGGAGAAACAUCAGCUACAGAGGAAGAUCUCAGAACUUCAAGAACAGCUAGAAGAUGAAGUAAAUGAAGUCAAAAGAUUUCGGACCAGAGCAGCACAAUUGGAGAGUGAUGUAGAACGGAUGCGUCGUGAAUUAACAGAUGAGCGAUUUGAGAGGGAACGAACAUCACAGGAGCUACGGCGGGUACAAAGAUUUCAAAACAUUAAUAGUGCAUUAGAUGCCCUUGAAACUGGAUCCCUGGCCACCAAAGAGGGUUCAAGACCCCCGGUCAGGGUGUUGCCAGAAGAUCCACACCCGAGUCUAGUCGCCUCAAGGUUACCCAGUAGAUCAGAAUCUCCACUUCCCUCAGUGUCACAAACAGAAGCUCACUUAGAGAGGCGUCGUAGUUUUAGUAAGGCACAUGCUACUCUUCUCCAUAGCUCCUCCUCUGACACAGGACUGGAGAAAAGUCAAGCUAUAUCCAGCAGUUCAGACUCUCACAAGGAACCUUGGAGACUUGCCUUUGGAAGCAGAACUUCACAGUUAGCAUGGCAAAGUGCCAGCCAGGAAUCCAUCCACCACUCACCAAUUGCAUACAGAAAAGCAACUGAAGAAAGCCCUCCAUAUAGAAUACUAACCCCUACUAGAGUAAGAAGUUCCUCCCCACCCCAGCAAGCCAAAGCUUUGACCAUAGUCUCACAUUCUCUGACUGAAAGAACAUCCCCACAUUCUCACCCAGCAGUGAGUGCAGAGGAUGCCCCCAGUGUACGACCAAAAAAUGCCAGUUCAAAGUUAAGUAAGCAAGGAGCCAGUGGUGGAGAGACUGACAGUUGGGACUAAGGUGGUGUGCUACACUUCUUGGUAGUUCUGUAGUGUAACGUAUGUAUUAAUCUGGUACUUUACACCUGUUGAGGCACUGUAUUUGCACUAGUACUGUAUGCUUAAUUUUGGACAUACAUCUGUGUUGUAUAAAUGCAAGAAAAACAGUUGUAUUAGUUUUGUAGUGUAUUGCAGCUGUGUAGUUACUUCUUAUUGAGGGACUACUUUAUAUUUUAAAGGUCAGAUAUUUUUUAACGUAUUAGUCAUAUUUUUUUAAAAGCAAAAUGCCUGGAGAAAUGUGUGACGUAACCUUGACUGUGUUAAUAAGGUGCCUUCACACAAAUUAUUAUUCUUGUAAAUAAAAUAUUUGCUUGUGAGUGAACUUCAAUGACAUAAGCCUUAAUAUUACUUCUAAACAAAACUUCUUAGUAUUCUUUUUAUAGCUAUUACUUUCUUAUCUUGUAAAGAUUGGCUUGUUCAUUCAGCAACUUUUAUUGUAAAGAUGGUGGGUAUAAAUAUGGAUAUGCAGUACAUGUUUAGUACAGAAACACUCUUUAGAUACAAUAUAACUACUUUGCCAACUACUGGUGCUGAGAAGACUUAUCCAUUGGACCAGAUUGAAACUUCAGCCUCAAACAUAUUUUAGUUAGUAUUUCAGUAGGUGAUGCACUUGUAGACUUACAUUUGUUUUAUAGAAAAAUCACUUCAUUCAGUUAUCAUAUAUAUUAAAUUGCCAGAAUCUUUUUUUUUUUUUUCACUUUAAGAGUAACUUAAAUAGCCAAGGAUCAUUGCAUUUACCGUACAGUAUAUGGUAAAUGUAUUUGGUAAAUGAUCAUUGCAUUUAUCAUACAGUAUUACCAUAGUUAGGUCUUGGUGUCAUACCAGGUGCAGCACUCGUGUAUGAGGCAAGUUAGGUCUUGGUGUCAUACCAGGUGCAGCACUCGUGUAUGAGGAACAGUAUAAUAGAUUGGAGAUUUGAUACUUGUUCACAUCAAUCAUUUCUCUACGAGCAUCUUACGUUUUUCUAACAGGGUUUCCUUAGUGUGUGGAGUCUCUCUUUGUCUUGUUGAGGGGGCAUAAUUUUGGAACCUGUGCCCAGUUGUAUGUUUUUGCCUCUGGAAAUUCAAGGCUCUUGGGUGCCACUGAGGGGCUUUCAGAAAAGGAAGUUUUAUUAUACAGUGCUCUUUAUUUUUCUUCAUUAUUGUAAAAUAUUUUGAUUAUACUUAUUAUUGUAGUCUUAUAUUUUGUUCAACUGUUUAAGCCUUUACAUUCCUCUUAUUAUUAAUAAACAUUAUUUUAACUUCUGUUAAUUAACUCUCAUGAUUUUUAUUAUUUGAUAAAUUAUUAAACAAAUCUUACAUAUUGCAUGAUUACCUGUUCAAAAAUUUAAGCAUUUAACAUACUGUAUUUAUAAUUGCAGUUUUGUAUUUUCCAGUCUGUAUUGCAAGCCCCAGUAUUUAGUCAUUUGUAAGUAUAUCACAAAUUUUCCUGUGGUGACCAUGUUACUUGGCUGAUACUCCAUACAAUGAUUUAUUGAUCUGCUUUAUUUACUUCAGACUAAAUAAAAAUCUGUGGAAAUUGGUUUGGGAACUUAAGUUAUUAUUAGUUGUAAUUGGAGAUUCACAAAGGUCAGGGACUUCUUGAUGUAUGUAAUUCACAUGUUGUAAACUCAACCAUCUUUGAUGAUUCUUUGAGGAUUGCAGUCUUGAUGGCUCAACAUGGCAUUCAUUCUGGCAGCAUCUGGAUUAUCUGAAAUAUUCAGUCAGGCAGUAGUUGGAUUAUUUAAACACUAAUUGUGAUUUUCAUCAUUAAUUUUUUUCAUUUAUAUUUUGUUAACUUUAGAUAAUUUUCUUGUUUAAAAACUUAUUUUGUAUUUCAUGCCAUAGUUUCCAGUCCAUGCUGUCCAUUUCAAAAGAUAACUCAGGUGCUCUUGUGCAGUAAGUUAAACUGCAGGUGUGUGAUUUUAUCAUAAGUAAACAUAUUUCCUUGGUGAUCCCCCAGGCGCGUACAGAACAGUCUAAUCAUGCUGUCAUAAUUCUUGAGUUGUGAAUGCAGCAUGUAAUUGCUACAGUUUCAUAAGAAUUAGUUGCUCACAAGUUUCUACUGGAGUUGAGUAAAUGUUUGGUAAAUUUUAAUGACAUUUUCAUGUACCAAUAGCAUGCUUGUCUAAUAAAUUUAGCAUACUGUAUAUUUUAAACUACUGUAUACCUAUACAUUUCUAAACAUUUAUUCAUUAUGAAUAUAAUGUGAAGGUUUCUUCACAGCAAAAACUUUAAUAUAAAGCUUUCUUUAAUUGAGCUGUGUAUUAGAUGUAACUCAUCUAUGUACCUGUACUGAUGUAUCUAUCAGUGAAGUUUACAGUAUUCAGCUUGAGCAGAAUACAAACUGCUGUUGCUGGUAUCGCCUAUAUACUUAACAUUAAAUAAUCCACAUGCCAAGCACUUACUAUAACAACAUUUUAUUUCUCUUUCUAGGUUCGAACUAUGCUUUUAUAAGAGCAAAGCCAGUUUUGAGGUGAACUGGAACUUGUCUCUCCAGGAGCUAUUGUUUAAUGCUUUAAGCCCUGUUUAUACAGUACAUUGUAUUAUAAUUGUAAUUAUUGUUACUGUUGAGGAUUCAAUAACCGGUGGAAUAGCUUUACAAUGGAAAAAAACAGGCAUAGUAUCUCAGUUAUUUUCAGAAAAGGACAGUUGAUAGUGUUUUGGUAUUCAGGGUUAUAUCAGGGCAGAGUAGAGAAUAUUUUCCAUGCGCAAUAUGUGGAGUGUUAAGUGAUGAAAUAUUAUGCAGACGAUGAGUCACAAUAACAUGACUGAAGAUAUGAUAACCAAACCACACAUCAAAAGAUUGAGAAAUGACGUUUCAGUCCGUCCUGGUCCAUUAUCAAGUAGUAUCACAUAUGACCUGAUAAUGGUCCUAGACGGACAGAAAUGUCAUUGUUUCUCCAUCUUCUAAUGUUUGGUUUGGUCAUCAUGAAAUAUUAUGAUAUGCUUAUUUGAAACAUUUCAACUGUUUUUGGUCACUUUGAAGUUUUGGGAAAUUUGUUAACUGUAACCAAACAUGUUUUUAAAAGCUUCAAAUAAGAAAGAUAUGUACAGUAGCAAAGCAUUUUAAGUAUCAUUUUAUUUGUCAUAUUUAGAUGAAUUAAUUUUGAUCUCUUUUACUAGAGUAUAGUGAGAACCUUGGCUAAUGGCCUAAUUGGGAUUGGAAAUGUUUGAUCAAAUCAAAAUACAGUAUUCAUUAAAUCAAUUGUUUUUUUAAAUUUGGGUUUCUUACUGCAAACAAUAGAAUACGUCUCUGCUGAUGUUUGUGCACAAAUAUAAACCAUGUAAUUUAUAUAUACUGUAAAGGUAAAACAGUAAUGUAUGCGAUAAAUAAGGAUUCAAGUUAAUAUGAAAACUUCCUUCCUAAGCAAUUAACUUGAUUGUUUCCUAAGAUCCACUGUGUAUUGUACUGGAGUAGUAAAGGUUUAAAGGAACACUGGAGUAGGGUAACACUCUGAUACAGGCACAACAGGGAGUCAUACUGGUGUUAAGGAACACUGGAGUAGGGUAACACACUGAUACAGGCACAACAGGGGGUCAUACUGGUGUUAAGGAACACUGGAGGAGACUUGCUUCACUUAGAAUGACCUUCAGAAAAUAAAUUCAUGUAAUUUAAAAA
Molecule: messenger RNA, 9045 nt
Organism: Procambarus clarkii (red swamp crayfish)
Lineage: Eukaryota; Metazoa; Arthropoda; Malacostraca; Decapoda; Cambaridae
Source: RefSeq, a predicted model, not a curated record